AUGGUCAGCAUAACCAGGCAGUUGCCUCCUCCUACAGGGCUUUUGGUACUUUCUACACUCGUUUGUGUUGAUGUGAUACAAGCCAAGUCAUUGUGGUCUCGGGUGCCUGCUACCGCAACUGACAUAAUUCGAACUGCAUAUCCACUGGGAAAUGGCCGACUAGGUGCAAUGCCGUUUGGACCUGCAGGGCAAGAGACUGUAAAUUUGAAUCUGGAUAGCCUGUGGUCUGGCGGGCCAUUUGAAACCGUUAGCUACACCGGCGGCAAUCCAACCUCGGCUGUCGCUCAAGCGCUCCCUGGCAUCCGGGACUGGAUCUUCACCAAUGGCACAGGCAACGUGACUGAGCUGCUUGGAGAGGAUGGUAACUUUGGCUCUUAUCGAGUCCUGGGCAACCUAAGUGUUUCGAUUCCUAGUCUUCAGAUAGGUAAUGUCUCCAUUACCGGCUUCACACGUACUCUGGACAUUGUCAACGGGAUCCAUACGACACGUUACAAAGUGGAUGAAAAUGAGAUAAAUACGACCGUAUUCUGCUCAUAUCCAGAUCAGGUCUGCGUAUAUAGCGCGCAAUCCUCAGGCCAGCUACCCGUGCUGCAGCUAAGUUUAGAUAACGAAUUGGUUACUUCAGAGUUGAAAACUCGUACUUGUGAAGUGGAUCAUGUGAGGAUGCGUGGUGUCACGCAGGUUGGGCCACCAGAGGGGAUGCGUUAUGAUGCCAUCGCACGGGUUGCAUCGCCUGAAGGCAUCAAGAUGUCAUGCAUCAACGGCACAGCUAUCUUGAACAUCACCCCCAACAAUGGGACCAAUUCGGUAACAGUUAUUCUGGGCGCCGAAACUGAUUAUGAUCAAAAGAAGGGUACGGCAGAGUUUGAUUACUCAUUUCGCGGUGAAGAUCCGGGACCCACUGUCGAGGCAACCACGCAGAAGGCUGCUGCAAAGACUUCAGUGGAGCUGGUGGGCGCUCAUGUUGAAGACUUCACGUCUCUAUCUGAGCGCUUCAAACUCUCACUGACUGACACUCUCAACUCUUUGCAGACACCCACAUUAGAUUUGAUCGAGCGUUAUGACUCUGAGGACACAAACGGUGAUCCUUACCUAGAGUCUCUACUGUUUGACUACAGCAAUUACCUCUUCAUCUCUAGUUCGCGUGCCGGAUCCCUGCCUCCCAAUCUUCAAGGUCGUUGGAGUGAAGGACUAUAUGCUGCCUGGUCAGGCGACUACCACGCGAAUAUCAACCUGCAAAUGAACCACUGGACAGCCGAUCAGACAGGUCUGACUGACCUACAGUCACCACUCUGGGACUACAUGGCUGACACUUGGGUACCACGAGGCACUGAAACCGCCGAACUACUCUACGACGCCCCAGGCUGGGUAGUCCAUAACGAGAUGAAUAUCUUCGGACACACAGGCAUGAAAAGCGGCGCAUCAUGGGCAAACUACGCAGCUGCAGCCGCAUGGAUGAUGCAGCACGUAUAUGACCACUGGGACUACUCGCGCGACACCGCAUGGCUCAAAUCCCAAGGCUACCCACUCCUCAAAGGCGUCGCAAAAUUCUGGCUUCAUCAACUCCAACUCGAUAUGUUCAGCAACGACAACAGCCUAGUCGUAAUCCCCUGCAACAGUCCCGAACACGGUCCCACAACCUUUGCUUGCGCACAUUUCCAACAAGUCAUUCACCAACUCUUCGACGCAAUAUUGACACUCUCCCCCAUCGUCUCCGAGUCGGACACUGCAUUCACAACGAACAUCUCCUCCUCGCUGAAAUUUCUCGACACAGGUUUCCACAUCGGCUCCUUUGGUCAAAUCAAAGAGUGGAAGCUCCCAGACUCAUUCGGCUAUGACAUCCCAAACGACACGCAUCGCCACCUCUCCGAGCUUGUAGGCUGGUACCCAGGCUACUCUCUCUCCUCGUUUCUCUCCGGAUACACGAACAAGACCAUCGCAUCUGCCAUCCGCCAGAAGCUCAUCAGCCGCGGCAACGGCAACGGCCCCGACGCAAAUGCCGGAUGGGGCAAGGUCUGGCGCGCAGCUUGUUGGGCCCGCUUGAAUGAUACACAGCAGGCGCAUUACCACUUGCGCUACGCCAUACAAGAGAACUUCGCAGGCAAUGGCUUCAGCAUGUAUUCAGGUACUGGCGCACCAUUCCAAAUUGACGCUAACUUCGGCCUCGGAGGCGCGGUGCUCAGUAUGUUGGUCGUGGAUUUACCGCAAGUGGUCGGUGAUGAGAGGGUCAAGAGCGUGGUGUUGGGGCCGGCUAUUCCGAAGGCAUGGGGUGCGGGGAGUGUUGAGGGAUUGAGGGUGAGAGGUGGUGGGGUUGUUGGGUUCGAGUGGGAUGCAGAGGGAGUGGUGAGAAGCGCGAAGGUAGAGGGGAGGGAGGGAGGCUUGAAGUUGGUUAAUGUGAUAGGCGAUGUGCUUGUCGAGGUGUAA
Messenger RNA from Plenodomus lingam JN3, 2424 nucleotides. RefSeq lists its product as uncharacterized. Gene Ontology annotation, biological process: carbohydrate metabolic process. Gene Ontology annotation, molecular function: alpha-L-fucosidase activity. The record is from RefSeq and is a predicted model, not a curated record. NCBI's taxonomy places the organism in Eukaryota, Fungi, Ascomycota, Dothideomycetes, Pleosporales, Leptosphaeriaceae.